Molecule: messenger RNA, 1240 nt
Organism: Moneuplotes crassus
Lineage: Eukaryota; Ciliophora; Spirotrichea; Euplotida; Euplotidae
Source: the annotation of a GenBank genome assembly
GGGAUUUAUGAUGGAGAGAGGACUGGAUGAGAGCAGGAAUAGAGGACUUUCGAUGACACAAAUGGAUAUUAUGCAUACUUAUGAAGACCAGGAUGGGAGAGAGGAUGGGAUGUCUGAUGUUAGAGCGAAAUGAGAGGAUUAUGACUCGAAUCAUCUUACUCGAAAUAUAUGUGAUGAGGGUGUAGAUUUACAUAAUGGGAAGGGAUUGAACAGAGUCCCUACGAAGAACUCUAUUGGUGAGCAAGAAGAUCAAGAUGAAAAAGGUAGUAAUUUAGUUAUUAUCAGCAAGAAAAACCACUUCUAUAAGAGAUAUCAAAUGUAUGAAGGAAGAAGUAAAUUCUGGUGUAAGGGAAAGCUACUUACAGGCCCAAGACCUCUUGUCAUAGUUCUAACUCUUUUUCUCAUACAUCUACCUCUUGUGAUUUAUUACAGUCUAGUUGUCCCUCGGAUUGAAGAUAACUUUGAAAAAGUCUUGGUCAUAAUCAUUUCUGUGUUUCUAAACUGUACAACUAUUGUGCUUAUGAUUGUCACUGCAACAAUGAACCCGGGAAUCAUUCCAAAACUAGGGGUCGACCCAAAAUUGUUAUUUAAAAUAUCUAAGGCUAAACCAAAGUCAAAGAGGCACAUAAUGAAAUAUAACGGACUCUUGGACUAUCAAUCUUAUUGCGGGACAUGCCAGAUAAUCCGUCCUCCUAGGUGACACCAUUGUCAUUUCUGAGGAAAUUGAGUUGAAGUUUUUGAUCAUCAUUGCCCAUGGGUAAGCAAUUGAAUAGGCAAGAGGAACUAUUCGUACUUCAUCGGGUUCAUCACAAGCCUUUCUUUAGUCUUCAUCUUAUGAAUACUUAUCAGUAUCAAGUCGUUAAUUGACCACCAGGAUGGGAGUGAAAUGAAUUGGGACAAUACUCCCAACAUUGUGGUUAUCUCUCUCUGUGUUGUGGUUGGGGCCUUCCCAGUAGGAUUGACAAUUUACCACUAUGCUCUGAUUCUCCGAGGUGAGACAACGUACGAGAACUUAAAAAGACUGUACAAGAUCAGAAAAAAUCCUUUUAAAAGAGGCUUUGUCUAUAAUAUUCGCAUGAAAAUGUGACAAAAGAGUAAGUCUUGUCACUUAAGCUUGUCGAGUCCGAAAAUGCAAUGGCCGAGGCAUAUGAGGGAGACAUACCUUAGCAACAUAAAUAAUUCACAUUAUCAAGCAUAUCUAUCUUUGAAAACUUUACCUUUACUCAAUUUUCCAAAAUAA